Molecule: messenger RNA, 1266 nt
Organism: Dovyalis caffra
Lineage: Eukaryota; Viridiplantae; Streptophyta; Magnoliopsida; Malpighiales; Salicaceae
Source: the annotation of a GenBank genome assembly
AUGUCGAAUUUUGCAUUUAUUUCUUUCGAGGAUGUGUACUAUUUGAAUGAAGAGUACAAUACUCUCAAAUAUUUUGUCUCCCUUGAUUUGCACACAAUUGGGAUCUUGUCUACCGUCCAACCCAAUGGUUUGGCUGUACCAGAUGCUAGCAUGCAUCCUGUUACAUCAACUUCAGACGUGUUAGAAUUAAUGGAUGUUGGACUGAAAAACAGAGCUGUUGGAGCCACUGCCAUGAAUGAAAGAAGUAGCCGCUCCCAUAGCGUUGUCAGUAUCCAUGUUUGUGGAAAGGAUUUGCAUUCCGGUGCUGUUUUACAUGGUAAUCUUCAUUUAGUGGAUCUAGCAGGGAGCGAAAGGGUAGAUCGCUCAGAGGCAACUGGAGAUAGACUUAGGGAAGCACAACACAUAAACAAAUCAUUAUCUGCCCUUGGAGAUGUUAUUUUCGCGCUUGCACAAAAGAAUUCUCAUGUACCAUAUAGAAACAGCAAGCUCACUCAACUCCUUCAAAGCUCUUUAGGGGGUCAUGCGAAGACGCUUAUGUUUGUACAGCUCAAUCCUGAUGUUAGUUCAUAUUCCGAAACUGUAAGCACUCUGAAGUUUGCAGAGAGGGUCUCUGGGGUUGAGCUAGGUGCAGCACGAAGCAGCAAAGAGGGCAGAGAUGUUAGGGAAUUAAUGGACCAGUUGGCAUCUCUCAAAGACACAAUUGCAAAAAAAGAUGAUGAGAUUGAGCAGUUGCAGUUAAUUAAAGAUCUCAAAAACGAGUAUCCUGGCUCAGUGAGAUAUGGAAAUUCCUCUGCAACCAAUGAUUCUUCAGGUGUUAUUCCAAGACCCCAAAAACCAUCAGACAGGAAAAGCAUAGGAAGUGAGACAGGUUCUAAUCAGGAAAGCAAUUCAGAGUAUAGUGACAAGCAUUCUGAAGCCAGUUCCCAGCAAUCAAAACUUUCUGAAGGGGACACAGGUCAGGAUAUGUCAUUCAAAGAUGCUGAGAUAUUAAGAUUUGAAGAUGGAGACUAUGAGGAUAGAUUAAGUGACGUUUCUGAUGGUGCUCUUUCAGUGGAAGCAGAGCCUGAUGACACAACGGAUCAAGGCACAAAACUAUCACAGAAAUUGCGGAAGAGUAAAGUGGCAUCUACUAUUAGACUCCUACAAACCCAAACGCCAACCACAUCAAAGACAGUGACUGUGGCAAGGGACAACACAAAAGCGUCAGCAAGUAUUAAGAAAACUGGCACUUCCAACUUAGUCAAGCCUCCAAAGCGGUGGCAGUAA